This is a messenger RNA of Anas platyrhynchos (mallard), 2342 nucleotides long. RefSeq names its product chromobox 1 (gene CBX1). The record is from RefSeq and is a predicted model, not a curated record. NCBI's taxonomy places the organism in Eukaryota, Metazoa, Chordata, Aves, Anseriformes, Anatidae. Gene Ontology annotation, cellular component: nucleus.
CUGCUCGCAAGGUCCCUUCUGGGCCCAGGAUCCACCCCCAAAUUCUUUAGGCGUGAGCGGUCCCGCAGCCAAGAGGAGCUGCCUGCCCUGUUCAGACGGCCCAGGCAGGGCCACGGCCCAGUCCUGCACCUCCGUGAGGAGCUCGGUGCCACCUCGAGGCGUUCUUUAGGAGCUCCGGGGCCAGGAGCCCGCCUGUGGCCAGCCCUCCCUGUGCUGCCUUCCCCAGUCCUUGGGGACUGUCUGAGCUCUGCUGUGUUCUCCGGGGAGCAGGCGCCGGCCGGCACUCCGGGUGUUGCUGAGCAGCGUCGCCCACAAGCCGAAAAACUGGCCAGCACAAUGGGAAAAAAACAGAACAAGAAGAAAGUGGAAGAGGUCUUAGAGGAAGAGGAGGAGGAAUAUGUGGUGGAGAAGGUCCUGGACCGGCGGGUGGUGAAGGGCAAGGUGGAAUACCUGCUGAAGUGGAAAGGCUUCUCCGAUGAGGAUAACACAUGGGAGCCGGAGGAGAACCUUGACUGCCCAGACCUCAUCGCUGAGUUCCUUCAGUCCCAGAAAACCGCCCAUGAGAGCGAGAAGUCCGAGGGGAGCAAACGCAAAGCAGAAUCUGACACGGAGGAUAAGGGGGAAGAGAGCAAACCAAAGAAGAAGAAGGAGGAGUCGGAGAAACCGCGAGGCUUUGCCCGGGGCUUUGAGCCGGAACGGAUCAUCGGUGCCACGGACUCCAGCGGGGAGCUGAUGUUCCUGAUGAAGUGGAAGAACUCUGACGAGGCCGACCUGGUCCCUGCCAAGGAAGCCAACAUCAAGUGCCCCCAGGUGGUGAUCUCGUUCUAUGAGGAGCGGUUGACAUGGCAUUCCUACCCCUCGGAGGACGAUGACAAGAAAGAGGACAAGAACUAACCCCUGGCGCCCGCUCUGGCCAGCCUCUGUGUAAAGAUCUGAACUGUGGGUUUGAGCAGGAGGGAGAGAACGCAGCUCGGCUCGGUCGGGAGCGUAGAGAUGGCUGGAGAAGAUGCCCUUUGAAGAGACCAGUAUGGUUUCUGUGCCCUGCAGCUGCUCAACGGCUUUGUGCGGCUUCAUGCUGCGUACAGAUUCCAAGCAGCCCGGCUCACGGGGGGGGAGGGAAGGGCGGGGGGUGCGGGGUGCAGAUGUUUGUUUCCAGGCUGUCCAUUCUGCGGCUCGUGGGAGAGGAGGCAAAGCCCCUUCCACGGAGGACUGGCACUGGGGGUGGGUGGGCUGGGGAAAGGGAGUGCAGACGGAUACUGCUUGUUCUUCAAAGACCAUCUCAGCAACCCACAGCCUUCUUCCCAAUAGUGUUAACUCUGCAUUUUUACGGCGUAGCAUGUGUGUAGAUUUUUUUUUUUUUUUUUUUGUUCUUUUGCUAUUUACUGGUGUAUCGGUUUGGGGGGGCUGGGGGGAGGGAUGUGGGGAAAUCGGUCUCUUGUUUAAUUGGGGAGGGAGGGAGAUGAGGUCUGGUGACAAUGUUCCAGAUCAUUUCCAGAUCUUUUUUAGAACCUGAGUUCAAAAAAAGAAAAACAGGAAAAAAAAAAAAGAAAAAAAAAAAAGAGCCCAGUAUUGAUGACAGAACUAGGGAGACAGGGACACUGACACGAGACUGAAACUGUGAAUGUCCAAAGCUCUGGAGCCAAGGUCCUCAAAGCCCUGGAAGCAGUUUUUAGGGGGGGAGGGGGGAGAGGGGAGACUUGUGAAAAUGCAAACUUGUGAUUCGUAUUGUCCUGAAGCAGAACUGCCAGUUACUGACACAUGCAUUGUAUGUGGGGGGUGGGGGGGUGCGGGGUAGGAAGGGAUUUUUAACCUCUUAAAAGCCUUUCUACCCUUCUUUCCAUUACAAGGUGCUAUUUCUCAAAAUCGGGGGGAGAGAGACUUCUGACUACUUGUUCCUUUUCUCACCUUAAUUUGAGUGUCCAGCCAGCAGCAUGGGGAACCCUGCAGUUUUAUCGCAUGGGGGAGAGAGGAAACCAACAGCAGCACAAGGAAAAUCAAUUCCACGUUCUCCCAUACCAAGUGAUUGUAGGAAGCCAGACGUUGGUGCUGGUGCCAGAUGAGUUACCCUGAAUCUUCUGAGGGUUUUUUUUUUUUUUUUUAAUCCAAUUUAUUACAAAUACUGAACUAUUUAAUGUCUGGAGUCAUGAGCCCCACCAGACUCCUGGCACCUCCUCGUAGGGUGGUAUGUAUCUAGACUUGCAUUGUACAAACCUUUUUUUAAAGCAUGUGUUUAGGUUUCUGUGAAAACGUUGUUUAAAUGUAAAGUACGUGUUUGGAUUUUAACUUCAUACCAAGCUCCGUCAGUUUUUUGUCUCAAUAAAAUUUUAGAUUUAUAAUCCUGA